Messenger RNA from Globicephala melas (long-finned pilot whale), 2334 nucleotides. It is a transcript of the gene GASK1A, whose product is annotated as golgi associated kinase 1A. The record is from RefSeq and is a predicted model, not a curated record. Gene Ontology annotation, cellular component: Golgi apparatus. NCBI's taxonomy places the organism in Eukaryota, Metazoa, Chordata, Mammalia, Artiodactyla, Delphinidae.
GCAAACGUCCCUAGCUGAUUGAGGAGGCUCGAGGCUGCGGGAAGGCUACCGCAGAACGACAGAUCCCGCGUGUGCAUUCUCCUAGACCUCCUCUAACGAAGCCUAACCUCAGAGCAUCCCGCCGCGCAUCGCCUGCCCCGGAAUUGGCCGCUAGAAAGCUGUGGCCCCUCGGUCCGGAUCCCGCGUCCCGGGAAGCCCGGAGAGCCACGGUGCCGGGGGCGGGCCGGGGCGGCGGGAUGAGCUGGCGAGCAGGCUGAGCGCGCCGAGGAGCCGGUCCAGCCACCGAGGGGGACAUGGCAUCUUGGCUCUGGAGAAAGCUGCGUGGCAAGAGGCGGUUGGUGACGGCAUUCUGCCUCUUAAUGGCUCUGUCUGUGGUGGCUGUCACCCGCUUCCCUCCACAGCACCCAGCCGCCAGCCCAGACCCUGGUCCCGUGGAGCCCCAGCAGGUAACUGGUGCCCCUGUCCCCCAGAGCAGGCAGGCUCUGAGCUCCGGCUGGAGGCGGCGGGCAAGAAACCUGAGGUUCCGGAGAGGCUGGGCCUUGCCUGGGAGCUCCAUCCUGGUGUGUGCUGAGGAGCAAGGCCACGGAGGGAGCGUGGACAGCAGCAGGCAGUCCCCAGGCAUGGACAGCAGGCGUCCAGGGAGGGUCAAGAGGGGCAUUACUUUGGCACCUCCAGGAGAUCUGAGACUCAGUACCCGGCAUCUGGUGCUCCUGAGGGCAGAUGAGGUCAGGGGUCCAGGAACCAAAGACCUGGACCUCCCCUGGCACAGUGGUCCCCUCUGGGAGGCACAGAGCGAGACGGGCACCCCAGAUGGCCCCCUCGCAGGGCACAACAUGGCAGCAUUACAGACUUGGAGAGCUACUGCUGGACCGACCCUCCGGCCUCAUCCAGCAGAAGGCGGGGAUCUGCCAGGACUGAGGAACAGAGCCUUGACUGGUGGACGACAAGCAGGGGGUCCCUCCCCGGCCACGGGGGCUCAUCAGUGGCCUGGCUCUGUUGGGGAGCUGCAAGGAUCUGUGUGGUGUGACGCUGAGACCCCCAGGCUGUCGAGUGGCUUGAGGACCAGCGAACAGGUGCCCCCGUGGCUCACAGAGCAGGAUGUACAGACCCUCCAGCUGCUGGCGCAGGGGCAGGUGGUGGGCAAAGCCAGGGUCCCUGGCCACGGGCAGGUGCUGCAGGUUGGCUUCUCCGCCAAGGGUGCCCUUCAGGACCUGUCUCCGGGGCUCAGCCACCUCUGCUCCCAGGGGCUCUGUGGCCUGAUCAAGAGGCCUGGGGACCUGUCUGAGGUCCUGUCCUUCCACGUGGACCGCGUGCUGGGGCUGCGCCGGAGCCUACCUGCCGUGGCCAGGCGCUUCCACAGCCCCCUGCUGCCCUACCGCUACACGGACGGUGGCGCAAGGCCCGUCAUCUGGUGGGCACCCGACGUGCAGCACCUGGGUGAUCCAGAUGACGACCAGAACUCGCUGGCCUUGGGCUGGCUGCAGUACCAGGCCCUGCUGGCACGUGACUGCAGCCAGCCGGGCCAGGCCGCAUGCCUGGGCAUCCACCGCACUGAGUGGGCACGCCUGGCACUCUUCGACUUCCUGCUGCAGGUCCAUGACCGCCUGGAUCGCUAUUGCUGCGGCUUCGAGCCCGAGCCCUCAGACCCCUGUGUGGAAGAGAGGCUCCGAGAGAAAUGCCGGAACCCGGGGGAGCUGCGGCUGGUCCACAUCUUGGUCCGGAGCAGUGAUCUCUCUCAUCUGGUCUACAUCGAUAACGCCGGCAACCUUCAGCACCCGGAGCACAAGCUGAAUUUCCGGCUGCUGGAGGGCAUCGACGGGUUUCCUGAGUCUGUCGUGAAGGUUCUCGCAUCAGGGUGCCUACAGAAUAUGCUGCUCAAGUCACUGCAGACAGAUCCGGUGUUCUGGGAAAGCCAAGGCGGGCAGCAGGGCCUACGGCGGGUCCUCCAGACCCUGGAGCGGCGAGGACAGGUCCUGCUGAGCCACAUCCAGACGCACAACCUGACACUCUUCAGGGACGAGGGCCCGUAAGCCCCCACGGUCUGGGCGGGACUCUCACCUCACUGCAGGGGGAAGAAGCGGGGGCAUCUCACGACAUGACCUGAGUGGAUAAGUGCCCAUCCUCACGGCCACAUUUUCUUGGGUUUACCCGCCUUGAAGACAAAAGGGAAAAGCCAGAAAUCAGGAGGGCACCAUGGAUUCCACAGGACGUGUCAUCUGGUUGGGAUGGUGGAGGAGGUGGUAGGUGUUGGGUUUUCAGUCUCAUCACGUUCUUUUCUGCCUGCUCAGCCCUGGCUAUUUACUCCCUUGCACCAAUAAAUACACAAGAAUGUUC